This is a messenger RNA of Paramecium primaurelia, 1966 nucleotides long. The record is from the annotation of a GenBank genome assembly. Lineage: Eukaryota; Ciliophora; Oligohymenophorea; Peniculida; Parameciidae.
AUGACAUCACUUUUGAUGAAAGCUGAAAUUGAAGGUUAUAAGAAGCUUCUUGAAGAUAUAUGGCCAUAUGCAAGUUUAUCAGGCACUAGGUAUUAUAUGUUAUUAUAAGGUAGUCUUAAUCAAUUUGGAAUGUUUGAAACUUGUUUAAGAAAGGGAUACUAUUAUUCAAGUCUUAAAAUAGAUAUGGAACCUAUGCCAAGUUAUUAUGGAUUAUGUCAUUCAAGAGAUUGUACAACAGAUGACUUCAAUGAUGAAUAAUUAUAGUCUGAUUUUAAAGAAUUAAUCAAUUCUACAGGAAUUUUAGAUAAAUAUAAUGUAAAAAUGAAGUUAUUCAAGAUAUCAUUAGAUGAUGCUGAUUUUAUUUUUUAUGAUCCUCUAAAUUAUAAAAAGGAUUCAGGUAUGAUGUUUACAUUUACACUUUUUCUUAUUGGAAUGUUUUUGAUUCUUAGUUGUUUUAAUCCAAUAUUUUGUUAAUUGAUGAAUUUUAAGAAACAAGUUAAAGUAUCUAUAAAUACAAGAGAUAUUGAAAAUAAUGAAAAACAUGAUGAUGAAAAUUAAGGAUUGACAAAUAAUGAGAUAACAGUAAUAAAAUAAGUAGAAACUAAUAAAUCAUGUUUCUUAGAUUAUUCUAUUUAGGCAAGUUAUAAUACAUUAUUUACAUUUAAAGAUCAUGAUACUAAUUUAAGUAUAAUGGAAGGAUAUAGAUCAAUAGGAUUUUUAAUGGUUAUUUUUGGUCAUUAAUUUCUUGAUUUAGCUAAAUCAUCAUUUAAAUUUGAAAUGAUAGCUUAAUUAAAAUCAUGGUUAUGUCUAAAUUUAGUUAAUAUGUUAUAUAGUGUAGAUAUGUUUUUUUGGUUAGGUGGUUUUUUUAGUGCUUAUAUGUUAUUUGAGAAAAGUAAAGUUAAAUUAGUUAAAAGAAAUGGAUUAACAAUAUUUGGAUUCUUAUUACAUAGAAUAUUAAGAAUUUGGCCAUGUUAUGUAGUAGCAAUUUUGAUUAGUUCAUAAUUAGUACCAUAUAUAGGAGAUGGACCAAGAUGGUUUAUGGCUUUAGAUCGUUUUGAAUGUGCAACAGGAUGGAGAAAUUUAAUAUUUAUAGAUAACCUAUUUUAUGAUACUUAAUAUUGUUUUCCAUGGGGUUGGUAUUUAUCCACAGAUAUGCAAUUAUUUAUAUCUUCUUUGAUUCCAAUGUUUUUAUAUGCAAAAUUAAAUUCAAGAAUAUCAAAGGCAGUGAUAAUAUCUUUAUUAGUAAUUACAUAAACUAUUGGAACAGUAAUGUCAUUAGUAAAUGAAUAUUUAUUACCUCCUUUUGCAUUGACAUAACCAAAUAUGCAUUAGAAUUACUAUACAAAACCAUUUACAAGAGGUCCUCCAUAUUAUUUAGGAUUAUUAUUGGGAGUUUUAUAUAGAGAAUUAAAAGAAAAUAAUAUGAAUGUAUUAAGUAGAUUAUAGGAAUAUUCUUAAAAGAGAUAAUUUAAAUUUAAAUUAUUUUGUUAUUUAUUAGGAUGUUUAAUAAUUGGAGGUAUAUGGUUUGGAUGGAGACCAGCUCAAUUAAAUUAUUAAAAUUAAGAAUAUUGGAAUAAAACAAUAUAAAGUAUUUGGUUUGCAUUUUGUAGAUUAGGAAUAGCUAUAGGAAUGAGUUUAUUAUCAUUACCAUGUUUAUUUGGAAUGAAAGAUAUGUAAAUAAUAUAUAAAUAUAUAUAAUAGAUUUAAUUUGACUUUUAUGAGAAAUAAUUAUUUUAGAUUUAUUAACAAGAUCUCUUUUUCUGGUUAUUUAAUUCAUUAAAUAAUAAUUUUUGGAUUAUUAGGAUAAUUCUAUCAAACACCUAAUUUCUCAUUUGAAACAAUAUUCACACUUUAUAUAGGAAAUUUGUUUAUUACUUUAAUAUGUUCAAUAAUAUUUUGUUUAUUUAUAGAGUAGCCUUUAACAAGAAUGGAAAAUAGUCUAAUGAAAUAUAUGUUUAACAAAUGA